Messenger RNA from Colletotrichum siamense, 345 nucleotides. RefSeq lists its product as uncharacterized. NCBI's taxonomy places the organism in Eukaryota, Fungi, Ascomycota, Sordariomycetes, Glomerellales, Glomerellaceae. The record is from RefSeq and is a predicted model, not a curated record. Bases 1 to 345 code for a protein of 114 amino acids. The transcript has a single exon.
AUGCAAAUUUCCUACUUCGCCAUCCUGGCUACGGCCCUGCUAUCUGGCAAGGCCCUUGCGGCAUGCGGCGAGGGCACCUUCAACGGCAAGCCGAAUUCAUACCAAAGAGUGUCAAACUGCGGGCUCAAACAGAACAACGUCUACUUCUGCGGUGACUCGGGAACCUCCGUCGUUCAUAAGCAGAGUCAGCUUGUCCUCCGCGCUGGGAAGGUCGACUCAACGGUCUUAGUCGCUUGUAACGGGUACGGCUUCCUUUACCACUGCUCUGCAGGCGAGACGGGAAGAUUCAGAGAGCCUCAGUGCAAAGGCGCAGUGUGGGAGGUGGAGAAUGUCAAGGAACUUUAA